Drosophila simulans is the source of this 2449-nucleotide messenger RNA. It is a transcript of the gene SiaT, whose product is annotated as beta-galactoside alpha-2,6-sialyltransferase 2. The coding region runs from base 906 to 2327 and encodes 473 amino acids. The transcript has 5 exons. NCBI's taxonomy places the organism in Eukaryota, Metazoa, Arthropoda, Insecta, Diptera, Drosophilidae. The record is from RefSeq and is a predicted model, not a curated record. Gene Ontology annotation, molecular function: sialyltransferase activity.
UCAGAUACGUUUCGGCUGGCGAAAGGGAAAGUUCGAACUGCGGACGCGUCGCCGGAAAAUCGCUCGCUUUUCCGGCUGUUUUUCCGAGUUUUGCGGGCUGCAUGUGAACGCACCGUCGGUACGUGUUUAUCCGCCUUUGAAAUGUGUGUUUGUGGCGCUAAAUAUUUGCGUAGUGCUAACGAGUUGUGCGUCGACGGUCAACUAGCUUUUCUGUUUGCUCGCGGCACUGGCGUAUAUAUUUGCAUACUUUUUGGCGCCAGUUGAAAAAGUCCAAAAUAGAAAAGUGAAAUUGCGAAUCCGUCCAAAAGCAUUAAUGUGGCAUGAAAACUUGAUGCCAACUGACAGCUACAUGAAUUGCUACUUAGGCCUAAGUGCGAGUGAAAGGUCAAUGCUAAUUGACACUGACGCGGCAAAUAAGUUGGGAAUUUCUCGAUAAUUGGGAAUUCAAUUACCUACUCUCGUAACAUUUUGAUCGCUUGGUAAUUGUCGUUGAAGAAAACGAGAGAAACUUGUGCAAAAACUUGGAAACUUCGCAAGUGCAGCGGCACAUUUAAAUAUCUGAUUAGAUUAAUCUUUAAGUCUUUGGUUGCUUAAGCGCAUUUUAAAUUGUUUAAAUUGAUAAAUUCAAAGUUGGUAAAAUAUUUUUUAAUUGAUUCAAAGUCCAUCAAAGCCUAAUUAAAAGAAAGCCCAUAUUUACCUCUAACUUUUUUUAUUAAACAAUUAUUAAGCUGACUAUAAACUAAAAGAUCCUUUAGAAUCCUUGUUAGAAUCUGUAUAAGCUUGCAUUGUUUCAACUAGACUUCCCUUUACGAAUUGAGUCUUUGGUUGCUGGCUGAUUGCCAGCAUCUUCAGCUCGCUUAAAUAUUAAUUGAGCCCUCGUUCGACCAGCGUAUUAUGAGUGGAGAAUGAGGCAAGUGACACGCGCAUCGUCGGGUCAAAGUCAGGCCCUCCUUUCAUGCCUCAUUAUCGCCGUGUGCGCCGCAUUAAUAAUUCAAGCUGGGCAAAUCCAGGGUGCGAAAGCUCAGCCGGGACGCGAACCCGGCGAGGUGAAUUCGCCCGGUAACGGUGCGUAUGAAAUCAGUACUACUGACACAGAGAGGCGAUUGCGCAAAGUAAUUUGGAAAUGCGUUCCCACAGGAAAUGGGACCACUGGCCACCGCGUGCCGCGCAGUGUGUUCCACGUGCGGUGGAAUCCCAACGAGAAGUUCAUCGUGGAGAGUCGCGAGAACCCGGCCAUCAACUCCUCCAAGCUGGCUCCGCAUCCCCGACUCAAGGUCUCCAAGAACACCAAGCUCACGCUGAGCCCCAAGCUGUAUCUCUGCCACGACAAGCACUCGGAGCUGUGCCACAACAAGACCCAGCAGUUCCGCCAGCGCAUUGUCCGGGCCUUCGAGAAGGCCAUGGUGGAGUCGGUAAACGAGUCGCAGGCGAACCACUACAACGUGGACUACAAGCCCGUCUUCGGGGACAGCUUCGAGGAGCAGUACUACCCCUCGACCUGCCUGGUCAUGGAGGCGGGCGUGCGGGUCCUGCGCCGCAAGGACGCGCCCUUCAACAAGCUGCCCUUCGGCCGACUCUUCCCGCGCCAGAAGCUCUUCCGCAACGUCAAGGACAUCAAGACCUGUGCCAUCGUCUCCAGCGCGGGAUCCUUGGCUGGCUCCAAGUUAGGCCGCUUCAUCGACACGCACGACAUUGUGAUGAGAUUCAAUCAUGCGCCCACGCAAGGACACGAGGUGGAUGUUGGCAGCAAAACCACGAUCCGUGUGGUGAAUUCGCAAGUGGUCACCAAGCCGGAAUUCGACUUCACCCGGGCCCCCAUCUUCCGGAACGUCACGAUCGCCGCCUGGGAUCCGGGCAAGUACAAUGGCACGCUGGAGGAUUGGCUCACCAGCGCUGACUACGACCUCUUCACCAACUACGAGCUGUACAGGCGGCGCUAUCCCAAGUCGCGCGCCUUCCUCAUCGAUCCCCACUCCGUGUGGCGCCUGUGGCAGAGUCUGCAGAUGUUUGCCGGAAACCGGCCGAUAAGCAGGAACCCCCCCAGUUCCGGUUUCAUAGGACUGGCCCUGCUCCUGCCGCACUGUCCCCAGGUGGACUUCGUGGAGUACGUGCCGUCCACACGACUCAAUGGACGCUGUCACUACUACAGCAAAGAGAUGAAUUCCGCCUGCACAUUCGGCUCCUGGCAUCCGCUGGCCGCCGAGAAGCUGAUGGCCCUGGACAUGAACAUGGCGGAGGACGACGACAUGUCGGUCUUCCAGUUCGGCAUCCUGCGGAUACGCAGGCCGGACAAGCUGCUCUGCGGCUUCAACUUCUUUGGCUACUGAGGAGGAGCGCGAUUCCCAGUUGCCAGUUCGCAGUUUGCAGGCGGAAGUGGCAGUGACAAUCCAGGUGCAUUUAAUCAAGUGGUUUUCAUCGAGUGCAAUAAACAAUUCAACUUUGCAAUGAA